GUAGUAUACCGCAUAUCUUGGUAGCCUGUCAUUAGUACCUCUGGCAGGUCAUCACACUCUCUUUCAUGUCUUGUGUUUCUCUCAUACAUCUCGUCGUCCUUUGACAUCUUGGGGUAGCUAACGUUCGGCUCCCGCUUGGGCCUUACUCUCUUACCAGAUCUCCGACACUCGAACCUGACCCAACAUGAGUUUCACUCAUCAAGUCGUCUUUCCCCCUAAUCACCAUCUCCUCAAAUCGUACAAAAGCGUACAUCACGACGACUCGGUCGAUCGUCUCAUUCACAACCUAGAGAUGAACGAUUACGGUCGGGCAGCUUACGAUGACAAGGCCUCAGAUCCCCUGGUUCGUUUUCAGUUCUGGCCAUCAGCCAUCGCUUUUGGAACACAAAUAGGCAAUAAAUUCAAUCAGGUACUGGGAGCGAAAUGUGCUCAUGGAACUGAUAUGAGCCGUCUGGACCCAGAUGGUAAUCCGCUAGGUUACGGCAAAUCUUAUGUUGGAUUUGAUUUCCAACGAGAGACCGUACAUGUCAAAGCAGGUCUCAUAUUCCCCUCAGAAUUACAGGCAGAGAGAAACCUACCUCCCGCUCUACGCCCUGUCAACGCGGAAAUCUCUUUUGAAGAUAUCACUUCACAGGGAAUCAGUUUGCAGUCAUAUACCGGAAUCUUUCCCGAUGGCAGACCGAGGUAUAUCGUCACCAUGACGACCGAGACAGAGGCUGGGCCUAUCCAUCCGAUACCCGAGGGUCCUUGUGGUUACCCAAUAUUUUGGAACACCUGGCGUUGGGUCAUGAACCUGACGGUGGAUAAAUUCCAUAACCUCUCGCGAUGUAUCAGCCAGCUUCGCGCUCUGGCUCAGGACGAACCGGAUAUGGAACUUGUUUCACGGCGUGAGAAUAAACCGAUCACGCACACAUUAGACGCCCGGGACUAUGCGGACCAGUAUACUGCUCCUAAACUUGAUCACAUCCGCUUUUCAACACGGACUUUGGUUGAGGGUCUAAUCGCUCACGCGAUCCUUCGACCUGUCGAUGUCUCCCGACUGGCUUCGGCAUUAAAUCAACUGCACGCCAGCUCAGCCUUGCAAGAUCGUCUAGUGGAGAGUUUGUUUAAGGAAGGUAGGAUUAGGAAUGUUGAGUCACUCGUCAGAGCACGCGCGAGAUACCUGAGCGAAGAGAUGACCACCCCUCUGUCUCAUCUUGUUCUCAUACGUACUGUCCAAGUCACUCCGACUCGGCUCUUGAUCGGUGCUCCCACACCGGAACCUUCGAAUAGCGUCACCCGGCGAUACGCCGGUAAGAUUGACUCAAUCAUCCGGGUCCAGUUCAGCGACGAGGAGGACCGUAUCUUUGUUCAAGAUUACACGAAGCAAGUGGAUUCCCAAAGACCCGAUCUUGGGGUCAUGGCAAGAGUGAGACGAGCGCUUCGUUGGGGCUUAGUGGUAGGAGGUCGCCGGUACUUGCCCGUCGCCUCGUCUUCGUCCCAACAAAAGGAACACGCAAUGUGGUUCAUUGACAACAAAGAGAUUGAUAUGCUGGAACUGCAGCGUUGGAUGGGGCAAGUUGACGAGACCAUCAUUGCAAAACAUGCUGCUCGUAUGGGUCUGCCGUUCAGCACGAGUCGUAUCGUUGAGAUCAACGUCGAUAUCGGACUGCAGAUACCAGAUGUCGAGCGCAAUGGUCAUUGUUUCACAGACGGCGUCGGUCUGGCCGGCUUCGAAGUGAUGCGUGAAGCCGCUCGGGCUCUGGGCUUUCGUGAAGGCAUCAACUCCACCCCGUCUGCCAUCCAGUUCCGUCUCGGUGGGGCAAAAGGCAUGCUCGCAUUCUGGCCAGGUCGUGUCAAGGACCACGAAGUUAAGAUGCGUAAAUCUAUGGUCAAAUUCAAAUCCGGUCUCAAAGAUCUGAACGUAGUUAGAUUCAUUAUGAUCAUGUGCGCCAACGGCAUUCCGGAGCAACUCAUGAUUGACAUCUUUAACGAUGCCGUGGCGAGUAUCAAAGGACUUCGAGAAAGAGUGGCGACCAAGACCUUGAGUCGCGAUGAUCACAAGCUGAUAUCUACGUGUUCAGAAUUCCCUUUGCUCGCUUUGAUCAAGGCCGGCUUCCAUGAGAAUCCCAUGAUUUUAGACAUCUGCUCCAUAGUCGAAACCCGUGCUCUGCAGGAUCUCAAAUGGCGUGCUCGAGUUCGUCUACCUACUGGGGUGUUCUUGAUUGGUAUUGCGGACGAGACUGGUACUCUCAAAGAAGGCGAGGUGUUCUGUCAGUAUCAAGAGAGCGAUGACACGCCGCCCGUGAUCGUUGAGUCGGAGGUGAUUGUGUGCAGAGCUCCAGCCCUCCACCCUGGAGACGUCAGACGAGCAUUUGCUGUCGAUAAUCCGUACCUUCGCCAUUUGAAGAACGUCCUCGUCUUCAGUGUCCAAGGCGAACGUGAUCUACCCAAUAUGCUGGGUGGCGGGGAUCUGGACGGAGACGCCCCUCAAGGUUUUCCAAGCGAUGAAUUAUACGGCUCCUCCUCCGCUACGGGUCCCAAAGGUGACUCAACAGCACCUCAACGAGAAUUUUGUUCAGUGAUGGUCACUGAUGAUUCGCAGAACGACGUACUGGGCCAGGUGGAUAACUGUCACUUAGCACGUUCCGACUGGGAAGACAAGGGUCCCUUUCAUCCCGAUUGUCUGGAACUCUCUGAGAUCCACAGCACUGCGGUCGACUUCCCUAAAACUGGUCAAGCGGCUAUUUUGGAUCCCUCGAUGCGUCCAAAACUUUGGCCCGAUUUCAUGGAUAAAGAUGCUACCAAAAAGACGUAUGAGAGCCAGAAGAUACUGGGUAUUCUGUUCAGAAUUCGGGAUUGCGUUAAAAAACAAGAGACGGAAGCGUGCUCGAGACCAGAAUCUGAAUCUAAAUGCACUCAGGAGCCAUUGAGAGACGCCUAUCAGAUGCUUGUAGAGUCGACAAGAAGCAAAGCGCUCAAUGUCAUCGAAAGAGCCAAUCUCAAAAUUUCCACGACUCGUCUCACGCCGAUUCAAGUCAUCGCAAGGCACUGCUACGCAUUAACUUAUGAACGGGAAUAUGUGAUGGAGUGGGAAGAGGCUUUGAAGAAAGGCGGAGAUGAAGAGGAUGGAGAGUUAUUGCGGCCGAGACCGAUGAUCUCUUUUGCUUGGACGUUUUGGCAAGAAUUGAUACAGAUCGCCGCGUUACCCGAGUUGUAG
Tremella mesenterica DSM 1558 is the source of this 3199-nucleotide messenger RNA. RefSeq lists its product as uncharacterized. The coding region runs from base 185 to 3199 and encodes 1004 amino acids. The transcript is spliced from 23 exons. Lineage: Eukaryota; Fungi; Basidiomycota; Tremellomycetes; Tremellales; Tremellaceae. The record is from RefSeq and is a predicted model, not a curated record. Gene Ontology annotation, molecular function: RNA-directed RNA polymerase activity. Gene Ontology annotation, biological process: siRNA processing. Gene Ontology annotation, cellular component: nuclear RNA-directed RNA polymerase complex.